AUGUCUACGGCGGUUGCACCUGCUACAGCCGCUCCAUUGCCGUCGCCGCAUAUGAAUCGCGAUCCGAGUCCAAAAAAUUGCCCGACCCUGGCACGGACAACGACAAGUUCCCACUCCAGUUUGACACCUCCACGAGCAUCUGGCGUCUCACAAGAUGGAUCUGCAGCGAAAGGUUCAUCACCGGGACGAAAGCACACAUCGCCAUCAUCACAAAGUGGAAGUAUCCCUCCCAAGGUGAUAGUGAAAAAAGAACCGCCAUCCUCGCCUGCUAUGCAAACUCAGACUCACACUCGGCCCCGACCCCGAAAGCUGGACCUCUCCACCAGCCUCCCGACUGCGGGAGGUCUUUCAGCUCGCGCUGCCGGCGGUCCCAUGACGGCCCGUGACGGAGUUACCAUGCUUGACGUUGGGAUCGCGUGCUUGUCACCGGGGUUUCAGACUCAUGAUCCAAUUAUGAGGGAGCAGCUUCAAAGGAGUCUUUCCGUGCGAGACCAGCAGAGGUCCAUCAUAGAAUCUCGGUUGCACAAGUCGGCCAAGGAUGACGGUCCGGAUGGUGUUAAACCAUCGGAGUCAAACACAUUUGGUGCCCCCAAAACGGGCGCCUUCAAGCGUAGACCUCCGCCUGGUCUGUCAAUCGUACCUCCGUCCGCUGCCCAAUUUGCCAACGAGCGCGUCAUUCAAUCGGCACCGCUGCAUCAAUCCUUUACCGGUCGAUACCAAGCGCAGCCGCUGACUCGGCACGUUGUGAACCAGAGCCCUACCCUCGGGUCAACUUCUCACAUUCACCAUGUCCCUGCUACUCAAACAAAUAAUCGCCUUCCCCCGCUAUCUGACGUCUUUGGCUCUGAAGCUCUAGGCUCCCGUGAUCGGGACCCUAAUCGCGGCACAUACUAUCAGGCUGUUGGCACAAAUCCGUCACAAUCCAAUAACCUUCCGCCGUUACCAUCUCCAAGGAUGCCUGGAUCUGCGGCGCAAGUGCAAGGUCGACCUCGGGAGUACCGAUCCGCAGAGGAGGCCGUCCAUGAAUUAGCUGGUGGACGUGAGGAGCUUCUACCGCGCAUUGUUCACUAUGGCGGCCACCAGCCUCCAACUCCACCGUCUCCUCACGUAACUAACGGACAAACCAAGUCGCGAACUAGUACGGACGCUGCGCCUUCAGCGCCCCAUCCGCCUGUCCAACCUGUAUUACAAUCAACCGAGGGCACUGCUCGCCGGCGCCCGAGAAGUGAAUAUGAACAGGAUAACGGAAGUCCUCCCUUGGGUCACGGCCCCGAACCUCACUAUCGACCUAAUCCAGCUCUAGCUUCUGGCGCAAACACCACUUACGGGCCUUUUGGAGCAGGCAGAGACUCUCCCGAGACACAACGGAGAAAGAAGGAGGAGUUUCUCAGCCUGUGUGCCAGGGCUUGGGAUCUUUUUCACUCAUGA
Messenger RNA from Aspergillus viridinutans, 1428 nucleotides. RefSeq lists its product as uncharacterized. The record is from RefSeq and is a predicted model, not a curated record. Bases 1 to 1428 code for a protein of 475 amino acids. NCBI's taxonomy places the organism in Eukaryota, Fungi, Ascomycota, Eurotiomycetes, Eurotiales, Aspergillaceae. The transcript is spliced from 2 exons.